Helobdella robusta is the source of this 2493-nucleotide messenger RNA. RefSeq lists its product as hypothetical. Gene Ontology annotation, biological process: formation of cytoplasmic translation initiation complex; translation reinitiation. Gene Ontology annotation, cellular component: eukaryotic translation initiation factor 3 complex, eIF3m; multi-eIF complex; eukaryotic translation initiation factor 3 complex, eIF3e. The coding region runs from base 1 to 2493 and encodes 830 amino acids. NCBI's taxonomy places the organism in Eukaryota, Metazoa, Annelida, Clitellata, Rhynchobdellida, Glossiphoniidae. The record is from RefSeq and is a predicted model, not a curated record. The transcript has 17 exons. Gene Ontology annotation, molecular function: mRNA binding; translation initiation factor activity.
AUGCCGACCUACUUCCAAAGACCGGAAAACGCUUUGAAAAGAGCAAACGAGUUCAUUGAUGUGGGCAAGAAGCAGAGAGCUCUCGAUGCCCUCUAUGAUGUCAUCAAAAGUAAAAAGCACAGAACAUGGCAGAAGAUCCACGAACCAAUCAUGGAAAAGUAUUUGGAACUCUGUGUUGAUUUAAAGAAAAGUCAUAUUGCAAAGGAAGGAUUAUACCAAUACAAAAAUAUUUGCCAACAAGUGAAUACUAAAUCUCUUGAAGAUAUAGUUAAGAGGUACUUGCUCCUUGCAGAAGAAAGGACCGAAAAUGCCAAAAAUGAAUCACACCAACUGGUUGUGGAUGUGGAUGAUUUGGACAUACUUCAGACACCUGAAAAUGUCCUGAUGAGUGCUGUCAGUGGAGAAGAUUCCCAAGACCGCAGUGAUAGAGCAAUUUUAACUCCAUGGCUGAAAUUUCUGUGGGAGUCGUAUAGGCAGUGUUUAGAUUUGCUCAGAAACAACUCUAUCUUAGAAAAGUUGUAUCAGGAUGUCGCACAGAAUGCAUUCAAGUUUUGUCUCAAGUAUAACAGGAAAACUGAAUUUAGAAAGCUUUGUGAAAAUCUGCGAACUCAUUUGGGUCACAUACACAAGAACCAAAAUCAACAACGAUCAAUAAAUUUGAACAAUCCAGAAAGCCAGUCGAUGCAUUUAGAAACCAGAUUAGCUCAGCUUGAUAGUGCCAUUCAGAUGGAACUCUGGCAGGAAGCUUACAAAGCAGUGGAAGACAUACACAGUCUUAUAAUUAUUUCUAAGAAGCAGCCAAAACCGUCAUUGCUGGCUAAUUACUAUCACAAACUUGCUUUGGUUCUCUACAAAUCUGGAAAUGCGAUGUUUCAUGCUUGCACCUGGCACAAACUGUACCAUUUACACAGAGAACAGAGGAAGAAUAUGACUGAGAGUGAUCUUCAAAAGUUGGCUUCAAGAGUUGUCUGCGCCACACUGGCCAUACCACUUCCAUCAGUAAGGAAUCAAAGCGAUCACAUCAUUGAUGUGGAUGACAAUGGACAUGAAAAACAAAAAAAACUUUCAAGUCUUCUUUCACUCAACGUUCCACCAAAUAGGAAUGGGCUCAUCAAGGAUUUGGCAAAAUACAAUAUCAUAUCGCAUGUUUAUGCUGAACUGGGUAACUUCUACAAUUUAAUGGAAGUUGACUUUCAACCUCUCACACUUUAUCCCCAAGUUUUGAGUUGUUUAAAUUUUAUGUCCAAGAAAGAAGAUCUCUGCCAAUAUGUUCCAGCCAUACAGGAAGUCGUCACUAUUAAAUUCAUCAACCAGAUGUCGCAAGUGUACCAGACUGUAUCCUUCAGUCAUCUCUUUUUUUUGAUGCCAUUUGGAGACACUUUUGCUCUGGAGAAGUGUGUGGUGGAGGCUGCCAAGCAUUUGAAUUUGCAGGUGAAAAUCAAUCACAAAGAUAAUUCUGUGAGUUUUGGGACAGAUUAUGAUUUGUCGCAUGACGAUGUGGUAGAAGGACCUCACUUGCAGAGUAUGCCUAGUGAACUUAUGAGGAAUCAAUUGAUUAACAUGGCAAAAGUUUUGGACCAAACAAUGGCUGUGAUAGAACCGAAAUAUGUAAUGGAAUCAAGAAGCAUUUUGAGACAACAAAUAAUGCAAGCAUACAAGCAGUCCUUCAAGAAGGAUCACUUUCAUAUGCUGCAGAGAAGACAAAUCAUUGAAGACAGAAAGGAAGAGUUGGAAAGUCUAAACGUUCAAAGAGAGAAAGAAGAGCAGGAAAUGGCUGAGGAGCAGAGAAGAAGGCAGUAUGAAGCUGAGAUGGCUCGUCUAACUAGGGAAGCUGACGAGCGAGAAAAACAAAGACGACUAGAUGAACAUAGAGAUAUACAGAAAAAAUUUGUUCGUGAAAGACUGGAACAGAUCAAGAGUACUAGUUUGGGAGCAAAAGCUUUUGCAGAUUUGAGUGAAGAUGCUCUUGCAAAUAUGGACAUGGAUGAUAUUCUGGCAAAGCAAGUUGAGCAGUUAGAAAAAGAAAAAAAAGAAAAGGAUGAAAAACUGAAGGCUCAAGAAAAAAAAAUUGAUUAUUUUGAAAGAGCUAAAUGCUUGGAGGAAAUUCCUCUGCUGUUGAAGAAGUAUGAUGAGGAUAAAGUCUUGCUGAAGAAUUUUUGGGAAGAAACUGAGAAAGAAAAGAUCAAAGAAAUGAUCAAAGAAAGAGAGCUAGCCUUGAGCCAAAGAAGUCGACUUCUUAGAAUAAAACCUGAUCAGGAAGAGUUUGUUGCUAGGCUGAAGUCGGAAAGAAAAAAUAUUUUCAAGGAGAAAUUAAUGGAAUUUGAGAAACAUUUCUUGGAAGAGAAGAAAAAGUGUCUUCUUGAGAGGAAACAGAAAAGGAAAGAAGAACGAAUGAGACUUUGGGCUCUGGAAAAAGAGGAAGCCAUUCAAAGAAAAAAGGAUGAAGAGCUGAAACAACGUGAGUCAACGACAUUAUUUCAUUCAAUGCUUUAA